Messenger RNA from Pristis pectinata (smalltooth sawfish), 5759 nucleotides. It is a transcript of the gene cars1, whose product is annotated as cysteinyl-tRNA synthetase 1. The record is from RefSeq and is a predicted model, not a curated record. Lineage: Eukaryota; Metazoa; Chordata; Chondrichthyes; Rhinopristiformes; Pristidae. Gene Ontology annotation, molecular function: ATP binding; cysteine-tRNA ligase activity. Gene Ontology annotation, biological process: cysteinyl-tRNA aminoacylation. The transcript is spliced from 23 exons. Bases 35 to 2518 code for a protein of 827 amino acids. Gene Ontology annotation, cellular component: cytoplasm.
UGCAUCAUCUACGCCAGCGACAGAACAGAAUAUAAUGGAGAGCGGUGAGGCUUUCUGCUAUGGCGAGCUCCUUGAUAUAGAACCUGACAAGAGUGGAAUGGAGGCUCUAAAUGAUUAUCUUGCUACACGAAGUUACAUCGAUGGUUUCGUAUUUUCACAAGCUGAUGUGAAAAUAUUCCAAUCAAUACAAAAACCACCUCCUGAUCAAUACUUCCACGUGGUGCGAUGGUACAGGCACAUUGCAGCAAUUUGGGAUUGCACCCAAGAUGAUGCCAAAACCUGUAGUCUCCACACAUCAAAAGUGAAGAGAAUCCAACCACCUUGGUCUCUGCCAUCAGAAAUAAAACAACCUGAACUGCGUCUGUACAACAGUUUGACACGUAGUAAGGAGAUCUUCCGUCCUCAGAAUGGGAAGAAGGUGUUGUGGUAUUGUUGUGGCCCCACAGUUUAUGAUGCUUCCCACAUGGGACAUGCAAGGUCCUACAUCUCCUUUGACAUCCUCAGAAGGAUUCUAAUGAAUUACUUCAAAUAUGAUGUAUUUUACUGUAUGAACAUUACUGAUGUGGAUGACAAGAUUAUAAAGCGAGCCCGGCAAAAUCACCUAUUUGAUCAGUACAAGGAGAAAAAUCUGGCUCCUGCACAGCUUCUACAAGAUGUCAAGACUGCUCUGAAGCCUUUCACUGUGAAACUCGCUGAAACUACAGACCCAGACAAGAAACAGAUGCUGGAAAGAAUAAAUCGCGCAGUUUCAUCAUCUCUUAAACCGUUGGAGGAAUCAAUAGAACAGGCAAUUUCAAACGAGAAGAUCAACAAACAGGCCCAGGUGCUGUUAGUUGAAGCAAAGGAUAUUUUAUCUGAUUGGCUGGAUGUUCAGUUUGGAAGUCAAGUGACUGACAAUUCCAUCUUUUCAAAGCUUCCUAAGUACUGGGAAGCAGAAUAUCACAAAGACAUGGAUGCACUCAAUGUUCUGCCUGCAGAUGUUUUAACUCGCGUGAGUGAGUACAUUCCUGAGAUUGUACAGUUCGUCCAACAAGUGGUGGAUAAUCACUACGGGUAUGUCUCCAAUGGUUCUGUGUAUUUUGACACAGUGAAAUUUGACAACAGUGAAAAGCAUUCGUAUGCCAAACUGGUGCCUGAGGCUGUUGGAGACCAGCAAGCACUUCAUGAAGGAGAAGGUGAUCUAAGUAUUUCAGCUGACCGGCUUAGUGAGAAGCGCUCUCCCAAUGACUUUGCACUGUGGAAGGCCUCAAAGCCUGGAGAACCAUCCUGGGAUUCGCCCUGGGGAAAGGGACGUCCUGGUUGGCAUAUUGAAUGCUCAGCAAUGGCGGGUACAAUUCUAGGAGAAUCCAUGGACAUCCAUGGGGGAGGGUUUGACUUGAGGUUUCCUCACCAUGACAAUGAAUUGGCACAGUCUGAGGCUUAUUUUGACAAUGACCACUGGGUUCGCUAUUUCCUCCACACUGGGCACCUAACCAUAGCAGGCUGCAAGAUGUCAAAAUCGUUAAAAAACUUUAUAACUAUCAAGGAAGCACUGAAUGCAAAUACAAGUCGGCAAUUGCGUUUGGCAUUCCUCAUGCAUUCCUGGAAGGACACACUGGAUUAUUCCUGCAAUACCAUGGAAUCUGCAAUUCAAUACGAGAAGUUUUUGAAUGAGUUCUUCUUGAAUGUCAAAGAUAUUUUGCGAACUCCAACAGAUAUCACGGGACAGUUUGAAAAGUGGGAAGAGAAAGAGGUGGCGCUCAACGAAAGAUUUUAUGAGAAGAAAGCAGCUGUGCACAGAGCACUGUGCGACAACAUAGACACACGCACGGUAAUGGAGGAUCUGCGUGCCCUUGUGAGCCAGUGUAACACGUACAUUGCAGCAAAGAAAAGCAACAAAGAGUUACCAAAUCGCAUGCUGCUGAGAACUAUUGCAACUUACCUCACAGAGAUGCUGAAGAUUUUUGGAGCAAUAGAGGGUGAAGAGCCCAUCGGGUUCCCUGUUGGAGGAGAUGAUAAGAAUUUAAAUCUGGAAACCACAGUAAUGCCAUACCUGAAAGUACUGUCAGAAUUUCGUGAAAGUGUACGACAAAUUGCCCGAGAGAAGAAAGUCAGUGAGGUUUUGCAGCUCUGUGAUGGUCUUCGAGAUGAUAUACUUCCAGAACUUGGAGUCCGUUUUGAGGACCAUGAAGGGCUACCCACUGUGGUGAAACUGGUGGACAGAGAGACAUUACUGAGGGAGCGAGAAGAGAAGAAAAAGAUUGAAGAAGCGAAAAACAGGAAGAAGGAAGAGGCAGCCCAGAAGAAAAGAGAACUAGAGGCAGUGAAACUAGCAAAGAUGAAAAUCCCUCCCAAUGAGAUGUUCCGAUUAGAAAAAGACAAGUAUUCCAAGUUUGACGAAAAUGGAUUUCCAACUCAUGAUACUGAGGGUAAGGAACUCAGCAAGGGACAGACCAAGAAACUUAGGAAAGUUUACGAAACUCAGGAGAAGUUGUAUAACCAAUAUGUGCAGACACUGCAGAAUGGCAGUACCAGCUAAAUGCAUUACCGGGACUGUGUUUCCAAGAGCAAGAAGCACAAGAAAUGGCGGGAAUAAACAAAUAAAGAGACUAUUUUUUUACUUUUGGUGAUGAGAGGUGCCAAGAGGAACUGACUGAUGGACUCAAAUAAAUCCGUGGGUCUGAACAGUUAACUUUGUUCUUGUUCAAUGAAGGAUGAGAGACUGAAGGGCAUAGUAUGUUAGGCACCUGUUGUUCACAUUCAGGACUGAGUUUAAUCCAUUCUGGGUUGAUUAAAUCCAAACAUUAUUGGGCAAUCCAAAUUCUGUUCAAUUCAGUUCCUAAUAGCAGGUCGCCGUUAAACGGUAAUUGGUUGCAUCAGUUAAGCCAAAGACUGACUGGUAUGUAAUAUAAACUUAUGGGGGUGAUCCCAAAGAUUGGGACAAAAUAAAAGGGAUCACUGAUGCAUCUAACCAAACUACAGAUAAUCUCGGAAUAAAUAAUUCAGAUUAUGUAUCUGAAAAGCAAAGCAUUUAAUCUUCAGUGAUAUCAUUCAAUUUAAUCAGUAUAAAAUCCACAAACGUUGCAGAAGCUUGAUCUUUGAAUAAACUAUUUUUGGGGGAAGAACAUGCUAAUUGUUUGAUAUUCUCUCUCUCCCAUUAAUAAAUAAGAUCACUUUCCGUCCACCAAUUGUGUAUGUUGCUGUCAUCUUAAUUAAUGCUGCUUUGAUUAAUAAUUUGAGAUGUAUGGGUAGAUAUAAUUUGUUGAUUGAAAGUCUGAUAUUUUUAAAUUGUAUGUUAUCUGCUAGUCUGCUUUGAGAAUAUAAGAUUGACAUGGACCAGGAUACUCCUUGAUCAAGCUUCCCUUGAAAACUUUCUUGUAUCUGACUCAAAAAAAACAAGUCUCCAUUUUCUGAAGUUUAACUUUGUACUCAGAUUUAUGUGGACAGAGGGCCCUAAUCCAACAGUAGAUUAUUUUCUCCAGAAUAUCUUAAGAUUUCUAUUACUUUUACAUUGGGUUUGGGUGUCUUUCUCAUAAUUUUCAAUUGAGGAGCAACUGUCUGAUUCCUACAGGUUUUUGUCUUCCUUCGAGUUAAGUGCAUAUUACUUAAACUAUCACACUUCUGUAACUGGGGCAAACAACAAUCACCAGAUUUAAAAAGAUGUUUUGAUACUUAAACUUCAUCAAUCUUUCUUAAAUGCAGCCUCUAACUUUUAACUAAUUUGUCUGCAUUGAAAAUUGAGCAGCAAACAAUAAUAUAAAAACAUGUAUUGGCAAGUUUUUUUUAAUAACAUAGGAUUGAGUUAUACAUAUCAAUUAGCCUGCUAAUAAUAGUUUGAUGAUCUAUCUCAUAUUGCUUUUAUCUCUGUGGACUGAACAAGGAGGAGAGUAAAGCUUCACUCUCCCUUUCUCGUUUUAAUCACUAUGUGUGGAAUUGGGGAAAUCAUAGAAAAGGAGAGUUAAAUUCAGCUCUGGUUGAUAGCUAUAAACCACUAAUAUUUUGAUUUGGAGAGCCUUACUCAUUGUUUCCAGCCAGAUUGUAUAUAAUCAAAUAUUCAGUGUUUACAAAUCUUUUCAGCUAUAAAUUCAUUUUUAUAUCUGUUUUCUCAAGUCCUUCUGUUAAGAUACUAAUUCUUGCUCAAGUGUUGAACCACAAGUGCCCAAUCACACACAUUAGCUCAUCCAACUGACGAUUAUCCUUAUGCAAAUCUUGAGAUCGGACAUAAGAUAAAUCAUAAAUUAUAUCCUCCCCCAAUAUCCAUAGAUUCACACUUUGCUGAUCACUUGUGUUUUUGUACUCCUUCACAACUCAUCUCAACUUCCUAUCCCAAGUAAACUUAAACAAAAUAAAUUUUCCCCACCUGAGAUGUACUUAGCCCAAACCAAUGUCACACAACAAAAACUUACUGGUCUAUGAUCUCGGUAUCACACCAGGUGUUACCUUUGUUUUUUGAGCUUGCUGCAGAAGACUUUAAUGUCUUUAUGCUAAAGUGUUGAAAUGUUAAGUUAACCGCUGAUGCUUACCAGAAAAUUAUCAUGAAUUAGCAACUGGCACCUUUCAUGUACUUCAACAAGGAACACAAAAGUGAGUGUUUUUAAAUAUGGUACCCAACUCUUUUUGAACAUUGAACAAUGAGCAUUAAGCAAGUCUGCUACUUAACCUACAAACCCUGUAAUGCAGAGCUGAUGUUCCAGAGCACCAAAUUGAUAUCUGAGAAACCAGAGAUACUACUACUACCAUAUAAUUCACAAUGUUAUGAUUUUGGAGCCUUAAAAUGAGUGAAGUGUCAAAUAACAGUCAAAUAUAUAAUGUAGCAUUCUCACUGCAGAAAGUAGCAGAAAUCUAAUCUGUAGCGGUUGUUCUCAGCAUUACAAUGGUGUUGCAUGGUGAGGAAGGAACUUAUCCAUUCCGUCCAGCACUUCUGUGGACAUUCAAGUGUUUAGACUUGAUUUUAAAAAAUCAUCUGAUGAGCACUUGACGGAUCUGUGGCAGCAUUACAAAAGAAUUGCAGUAGUUAAGGCUGCCUUUGAAAUGUUCUUAAGAAUAAACUGAAUUACCAGAGGAUUUAUUUCAGCUAUCCUUCUAAUUAUGAAUUUCUUCCAUAAGCCUCUUCCACAGAAAAGCAUUUUCUAAUAUCUAAGUGUAUGACUCCUAGCAAAGGAUUCACUGUGAGGAAUUGAUGAUUUAUACCAGUGCAACCCACAAAGAUUACAAUGGCAAAAUACUGUUUCUGAGCAAUAUAUGGAAAGAGAUAUAAAAAUGUCUUCUUUACGGCUUGGAUUUUCCUGAGAAAUGAUGACAGUUUUGUGGUUUUCUUUUCUUCCCAACCCUACCAUUGAAGAUGCUCCAGGGGAUCUAUUUGUCCUGUCGGGGAUGCAGGUCAAGCUUUUAACAAAAUUGGCAUGGAAGUCUUUAACCUUGUCUCCAGUGUCCAGACUUGGCAAAUAUGUGAAUGACUGUAGUGUGCUGAUUCUGCAUGAGCCAGAGAGUCUUGAGAUGUUUAUAUAUUCCACUGGGGAUGGUCAUUGAAAUGCCAGACAAGCUCAUUUUUGACAGUAAAACCAGCCCAUGAAGGCAGCAUGAAAGCAGGCGUCCUGAACUACUUCAGAAGUCCUCAUCAGCAAUUGCUGACUGCACUCUAAUGUUGGCUCCCCAUGGGGUCCAGUGGCAGAAUACUAACUUACUGCAGUUUCACAGCAGUUUUACUAGAAAACUGUCCACUGAACCUGCACCAAUUUAGAUCGAGUCAGUGACCCAUUCAUUUCAAAGGAGAGGAAUUG